Messenger RNA from Thlaspi arvense, 888 nucleotides. The record is from the annotation of a GenBank genome assembly. Lineage: Eukaryota; Viridiplantae; Streptophyta; Magnoliopsida; Brassicales; Brassicaceae.
AUGAGGACGGAGGAGAAAGAAGAAGGGGAAGAAGAACAAUGGCGAUCAGUUCACGAGGUUUUAUUGAUUGUUCUUCCUUACCUUCAUUCUCUGUUCGAGCUUCUCUCGAUGACUCGCGUUUCCCGGUCUUUCAGAGAUGCGAUUCGAGAUGAAACCGCGUUAUGGACAAACGUCGUUGUUGAACCACCGUUGAGCUCUCGUCUAACCGAUGAGACUCUAUGGGAUAUUACUUCCAAAUCCGCCGGGAAAUUGAAGACUCUGGUUCUCCGGCAAUGUCUUCGAGUCACCGACAAGGGGCUUCGACGUGUGGUGGACGCGAAUCCUCUUAUCCGAAAGAUAAUUGUGCCGGGAUGCACGGAGUUAACUCCAGAAGGAAUCAUGGGAUGUGUUGAAAGCUUGACGAAGAACAAUCAUAACGUGGAGACACUUCACAUCAAUGGCGUCCAUGGCUUCACCAAACACCAUCUUUCAUCACUUUCGAAUUACCUUCCUCAGAAGGGAGCAAUCGACGUCGAGGUCUGCCCUAAAUGCGAAGAAGUCAUGAUGAUUCCGGAUUGUUCAAGACGAUCAUGUAAUCAUAAGCAAACGAGUGAACGCAAGUGCAGGGGAUGCCGCUUCUGCGUCCCAAGAUGCGUGGAGUGCUCAGUGUGCCUUGGACCAGACACUGAGAUCCAAGAAGCAGCGUGCGGUGGCGACGUCCUGUGUCUUGAGUGUUGGCUUGUGCUCCCCAAGUGCAGGUUCUGCAAUAAACCCUAUUGCACAAGUCACAGCAGCCUGCGACAUGAGAUUGCAGGCACUGAUGCUGCGUCUCGGCCUAUGUUUGAAUGCCAAGCUUGUUACUAUAGGGCAGGUACAAACCCAUAUGACGCUUUCGAUUAUCAAAUCUAA